AUUUUUUUAUGUGAAAAUAAACGACUGAUACUGGAACAGAUCCUAUUGAAUUAGUACAUUCUACCUCUUUGGUUUAUUGUGAUUUUGACAUUUGUAAUCUUUGUAGUCUAUAAGAAUGGUUCAUUAACGAAUUAUUUCAUAUUUAUAAUAAUUUUAAAUGUGAUAUUGAUCUAUCAAAACAUUCUUUAAACUUUAUUUAUUUCAUUUUAUAAAUUUAUUAAACAAAUUUAAUCUUAACAAUCAUGUUUGGAGAAAAAAUUAGUGUUUACAACCCAGCUUCACCACCAACAAUGAUAAUCUCUCAAGUUCGCCCCAAAACCAGUAUUUUAGAUAAAUCCCUUAGCAAAAAGAGAGGUGAAGUUAGUCUAAGUUGUUAUACUCUAUUAUUCUCUGAAUUAGUGCAAUAUUGCCAGAACAAAGUGCAUACUGUUCCUGAGCUCCAAAAUAAGUUGUGUGAUCUUGGACAGGAAGUUGGUAUAAAACUAAUAGAUCUUUAUUUUGUACGCGAAAGGAAUUGCAAAAGGGAAACAAAGUUAUUACACAUGCUUCUGUUUAUUAAAACCACAUUAUGGAAGGGUUUAUUUGGCAAAGAAGCAGACAAACUCGAGCAUGCAAAUGAUGAUGAGCGUAUAUAUUACAUUAUUGAAAAAGAACCAUUAGUGAACAAAUAUAUUUCAGUCCCCAAAGACAAAGGAAGUCUUAAUUGUGCAAUGUUCAUUGCAGGUAUUGUUGAAGGGAUUCUUAAUGCUGCAGGAUUCAUGGCUAAAGUUACUGCUCACUGGCAUAAAGGAACUACAUAUAUGGUGCAGUUUGAAGAAAGUGUAAUUGUGAAAGAUAAACAACUUGAUGAGAAAUAAAAUUAAAGUGAUGGUAUGGAUUUUGUAAUAAAUUAAUGUUAAAUAGUA
Molecule: messenger RNA, 905 nt
Organism: Nezara viridula (southern green stink bug)
Lineage: Eukaryota; Metazoa; Arthropoda; Insecta; Hemiptera; Pentatomidae
Source: the annotation of a GenBank genome assembly